Molecule: messenger RNA, 5644 nt
Organism: Chroicocephalus ridibundus (black-headed gull)
Lineage: Eukaryota; Metazoa; Chordata; Aves; Charadriiformes; Laridae
Gene: MAP4K4
Product: mitogen-activated protein kinase kinase kinase kinase 4
Exons: 32
Coding region: 975-5117 (1380 amino acids)
Biological process (GO): protein phosphorylation
Molecular function (GO): ATP binding; protein kinase activity
Source: RefSeq, a predicted model, not a curated record
UUUCCGCCGGUUUUUCCUGUUGGAGAAGGGAAGGGGGAGCUGUUUUCUCUCUCUCGGUAUAUUUUGUGUCCCUUUUCUCCUCCUCCUUCUCCUCCUCCUCCUCCUCCGCCACCACCUCCUCCUCCCCGGCUAUCUUUGUCUGGCUCGCGGCAACCCCCCGCUCCAGCCCCGCUGCCGCCGGGACGCGCAGCCCCUGCCCGCCGGUGCCCGGCGCAGUUUCAUGCGAGGGCAGCGCCGCGGGGAGGGCUCGGAGGCGGCGGGGGCUCCGCCGCGGCGCUGGGCGUGAGCCUUUCCCCCCCCUCCUCACCCCACCCCAACCCUCCAUGCGAGAGCGGGGCCGCGGCUGCCGGCUCCCGGCCUGAGCGCCGCCCCGCCGUCGCCGGCCGGGCCGAGCCGUGCCGUGCCGUGCCGUGCCGUGCCAUGCCCGGGCGCCGAGGGCACCGCCAGGCUGCCAGAGGCUGCCGGCCCCGGCGCCGCUCCUGCCGCCGCCGCCGCGACAUGGUGUGAGCCCGCUGCCGUCGGGGACGCGCGGGGGGCACCCACUCACCCACCCACCCACCCACCCACCGCCUCGGGGGGGGGGGCGGGAUCCAGCCCCGCACCGCGGGGAGGCAGACGGACCGCAGCACCCCCUCUCCUUCCCUCCUUCCUUCCUUCCUCCUUCCCUCACCUCCCUCUCCCCCCCCCCCCCCCCCCCACUCCUCCUCCUCCUCCCACCAUCCAUCUAUCUAUCCAUCAUCCCCCCCGCCAACCCCUCCCAAUGCUGAAGAGUUUCACCCCGGCGGGGCUGGAGUGAAGAAGGGAAGGGCGGAAGGGAGGAGAGGAGCUCCGCGCAAUUCACGGCCGCUUCGGGGAGAGGGAGGGAGGGGGAGGGGGGGGGGGCCCUGGCCUCGCUAUUAUUUAACAGAGAAGAAAAAAAGAAAACCGCAAAAAAAAAAAAAAGAAGGAACAAAAAAAUAUAAAAAGACGGGAAAAUGGCGAACGAUUCUCCUGCAAAAAGUCUGGUGGAUAUCGACCUUUCCUCCCUGCGGGACCCCGCUGGGAUUUUUGAGCUGGUGGAAGUGGUUGGCAAUGGCACGUACGGGCAAGUCUACAAGGGUCGGCAUGUCAAAACGGGUCAGCUGGCAGCCAUCAAAGUCAUGGACGUUACCGAGGACGAAGAAGAAGAAAUCAAACUGGAGAUUAAUAUGCUAAAGAAAUAUUCUCAUCAUAGAAACAUUGCAACUUAUUAUGGUGCUUUCAUUAAGAAAAGUCCUCCAGGACAUGACGACCAACUGUGGCUUGUUAUGGAGUUUUGUGGAGCAGGCUCUAUCACAGACCUUGUUAAGAAUACGAAAGGGAAUACUCUGAAAGAAGACUGGAUAGCAUAUAUCUCCAGAGAGAUUCUCCGGGGGUUGGCACAUCUUCAUGCCCAUCAUGUGAUUCACAGGGAUAUCAAAGGGCAAAACGUGUUGUUAACAGAGAAUGCAGAAGUGAAACUCGUGGAUUUUGGUGUGAGCGCUCAGCUGGACAGGACAGUUGGCAGGAGAAACACUUUUAUUGGAACUCCGUACUGGAUGGCUCCAGAAGUUAUUGCCUGUGAUGAAAAUCCAGAUGCUACGUAUGAUUACAGAAGUGACCUUUGGUCAUGCGGCAUUACAGCCAUAGAGAUGGCAGAAGGAGCUCCCCCGCUUUGUGAUAUGCAUCCCAUGAGGGCACUCUUUCUGAUACCCAGGAACCCUCCCCCGCGGUUAAAAUCCAAGAAAUGGUCAAAAAAGUUUUUCAGCUUUAUAGAAGGUUGUCUAGUGAAGAAUUACAUGCAGCGACCUUCUACAGAGCAGCUCUUGAAACAUCCCUUUAUACGUGACCAACCAAAUGAAAGGCAAGUUCGAAUCCAGCUUAAGGACCAUAUAGACAGGACCAGGAAGAAGAGAGGAGAGAAAGAUGAGACGGAGUAUGAAUAUAGUGGAAGUGAGGAAGAAGAGGAGGAAGUGCCUGAACAAGAAGGAGAGCCAAGUUCCAUUGUCAAUGUGCCUGGAGAAUCAACCCUCCGACGUGAUUUCCUGAGACUGCAGCAGGAAAACAAGGAACGGUCCGAGGCCCUUCGGAGGCAGCAGCUGCUGCAGGAGCAGCAGCUCCGGGAGCAGGAGGAGUACAAGAGGCAGCUGCUGGCAGAGAGGCAGAAGCGUAUCGAGCAGCAGAAGGAGCAAAGGAGGCGGCUAGAAGAGCAACAAAGAAGAGAACGGGAAGCUCGAAGGCAACAAGAGCGUGAGCAAAGGCGGAGAGAACAGGAAGAAAAGAGACGUCUGGAAGAAAUGGAGAGGAGGCGUAAGGAAGAGGAAGAGAGAAGAAGGGCAGAGGAGGAAAAGAGGAGGGUAGAAAGGGAGCAGGAGUAUAUCAGGCGACAGCUAGAAGAGGAGCAGCGGCACUUGGAAAUUCUACAGCAGCAGCUGCUCCAGGAGCAGGCCAUGUUACUGGAAUACAGAUGGCGAGAGAUGGAGGAACACCGGCAGGCGGAGCGACUCCAGCGCCAGUUGCAGCAGGAGCAAGCCUACCUCCUGUCGCUGCAGCAUGAUCACAGGCGGCAGCAGCAGCAGCAGCAACAGCAGCAACAGCAGCAGCAAGAAAGAAAUAAGCAAAGCUAUCAUACCCCUGAGCCAAAAUCCCACUAUGAGCCUGCUGAAAGAGCGCGAGAGGUGGAGGAAAGAUUUAGAAAAACUAACCAGGGCUCCCCUGAAGCGCAAUCUAAACAGAUGGGCAAAGUGUUGGAGCCACCAGUGCCUUCAAGAUCAGAGUCCUUUUCCAAUGGAAACUCAGAACCUGCUCAGCCUGCCCUGCAGAGGCCGAUGGAGCCCCAGGUACAGUGGUCCCAUCUGGCAUCUCUCAAGAACAAUGUUUCCCCUGUCUCGCGAUCCCAUUCCUUCAGUGACCCUUCUCCCAAAUUUGCUCAUCACCAUCUUCGUUCCCAGGACCCAUAUCCACCUUCACGCAGUGAAGUGCUAAAUCAGAGUUCUGACUCUAAGUCGGAGGUACCCGACCCCACCCAAAAGGCUUGGGCUAGAUCAGACAGUGACGAGGUGCCUCCAAGGGUACCUGUGAGAACAACGUCUCGAUCACCAGUCCUGUCCCGCCGUGAUUCUCCCCUGCAGGGCAGUGGGCAGCAAAAUAACCAAGCAGGUCAAAGAAACUCCACGAGCAAUAUAGAGCCUCGUCUGCUGUGGGAAAGGGUGGAGAAGCUCGUACCAAGGCCGGGCAGUGGCAGUUCUUCGGGUUCAAGCAACUCUGGCUCACAGCCUGGCUCCCAUCCCGGCUCUCAGAGUGGGUCUGGAGAGAGGUUCCGGAUGAGAUCAUCAUCCAAAUCAGAGGGUUCGCCGUCACAGCGUCAUGAAAGUGCACCUAAAAAGCCUGAAGAGAAAAAGGAAGUCUUCAGACCUAUCAAGCCUGCUGAUUUAACUGCUUUGGCAAAGGAAUUGCGAGCAGUAGAGGAUGUGCGACCUCCACAUAAAGUAACGGAUUAUUCAUCCUCAAGUGAGGAGUCAGGGACGACGGAUGAGGAAGAUGAUGAUAUGGAACAGGAAGGAGCAGACGAAUCUACUUCUGGACCAGAUGAUGUUCGAGCAGUGUCGACGUUGAACUUGAGCAAUGGUGAAACAGAGUCAGUGAAAACCAUGAUUGUCCAUGAUGAUGUGGAGAGUGAACCUGCCUUGACUCCUUCUAAGGAGGGCACCUUAAUUGUCCGACAGAGUACAGUUGACAAAAAGCGUGCCAGCCAUCAUGAGAGCAAUGGCUUUGCCGGUCGCAUUCACCUCUUGCCAGAUCUCUUACAGCAAAGCCAUUCCUCCUCCACUUCCUCCACCUCCUCCUCCCCAUCCUCCAGCCAGCCGACACCCACCAUGUCCCCACAGACACCCCAGGACAAGCUAACUACUAAUGAGACUCAGUCCGCUAGUAACACACUCCAGAAACACAAAUCUUCCUCCUCCUUUACACCUUUUAUAGACCCCAGAUUACUACAGAUUUCUCCAUCUAGUGGGACAACUGUGACUUCUGUGGUAGGAUUUUCUAGUGAAGCAAUGAGAUCAGAGGCAAUAAGGCAAGACCCUACGCGGAAAGGAUCAGUUGUCAAUGUGAAUCCCACAAAUACGCGGCCACAGAGUGAUACCCCAGAGAUUCGCAAAUACAAGAAGAGAUUCAAUUCUGAGAUACUGUGUGCUGCCUUAUGGGGAGUGAACUUGUUAGUGGGCACUGAAAGUGGUCUGAUGCUGCUAGACAGAAGUGGUCAGGGGAAGGUUUAUCCGCUCAUCAAUCGAAGACGAUUCCAGCAAAUGGAUGUGCUUGAAGGGCUGAAUGUCUUGGUGACAAUUUCUGGUAAGAAGAACAAGUUGCGAGUUUAUUAUUUGUCCUGGUUAAGAAAUAAAAUCCUUCACAACGACCCUGAAGUAGAAAAGAAACAGGGAUGGACAACGGUGGGCGACUUGGAAGGCUGUGUGCACUAUAAAGUUGUAAAAUAUGAAAGAAUCAAGUUCUUGGUAAUUGCAUUGAAGAGUUCUGUGGAAGUCUAUGCAUGGGCACCAAAGCCAUACCAUAAAUUUAUGGCCUUUAAGUCGUUUGGAGAACUGGUACAUAAGCCAUUGCUGGUGGAUCUAACCGUAGAAGAGGGUCAGAGACUAAAAGUGAUCUAUGGCUCCUGCGCUGGCUUCCAUGCCGUUGAUGUGGAUUCAGGAUCGGUCUAUGAUAUUUAUUUACCAACACAUAUCCAGAGCAGUAUCCAACCUCACGCAAUCAUCAUUCUCCCAAACACGGAUGGGAUGGAGCUACUGGUCUGCUACGAGGAUGAAGGAGUUUACGUCAACACGUAUGGAAGGAUCACCAAGGAUGUGGUUCUGCAGUGGGGAGAAAUGCCGACUUCAGUUGCGUACAUCCGAUCCAACCAGAUUAUGGGAUGGGGAGAAAAAGCUAUCGAAAUACGAUCGGUGGAAACUGGACACUUGGACGGUGUGUUCAUGCACAAAAGGGCACAAAGACUCAAGUUCUUAUGCGAACGCAAUGACAAGGUUUUCUUUGCCUCCGUACGGUCAGGUGGAAGCAGUCAAGUCUAUUUCAUGACCCUUGGCAGGACUUCUCUUCUGAGCUGGUAGAAGCGGUGGGAUUUGGCGAGGAAUUGCUGACAUCCAGAGUCUGAGAUCUUCAUAACUCGGAAUUAUUUUCAACUGGAGUACAGACCUGCACUAAUGCAGCACUCUGUGUAAAUGUGUGUGCAGGCAUCACUGGUGUUAGGUUUCUUUUUGUUUUUCAACCGAGGCUGCGACGCAGCUGGUGCUGUAAAGAUAUUGCCAUCAGGUGCUACGAUGUCUUUGAGAUUUGGGAUCACGCUAGAAAGCUACAGGUCUUCUUUUCCCUUCAGCUCCAGGAUUCCUAGGCUUUGAAGGACUCUGUUUGUUAGUGUUAAAACAGAGAGGGGGGAAAAAAAGGAAAAAAAAAAAAAGUAAUCCAGGCUUACCGUGAACAUGCUGUUGAGUGGACAGGAGGCAGGCAAGAGAAGGUGAGAAGUGGUGUAGAGAGUCAGACUGGCUGAAACAGAGGGCAGAUCUAGUCUAGUAAUGUUAACAAUGUAUUUAAUUGACAUUUCUUUUUUGUAAUGUGACAAUAUGUGGACAAAGAGGAA